This is a messenger RNA of Priapulus caudatus, 3713 nucleotides long. Its product is annotated as putative phosphoenolpyruvate synthase. The record is from RefSeq and is a predicted model, not a curated record. Bases 126 to 3497 code for a protein of 1123 amino acids. Gene Ontology annotation, molecular function: kinase activity; ATP binding. Lineage: Eukaryota; Metazoa; Priapulida; Priapulimorpha; Priapulimorphida; Priapulidae. Gene Ontology annotation, biological process: phosphorylation. The transcript is spliced from 27 exons.
AUCGAGGCCUACAACACUGGCAAAUACCUGCGCAUCUGCGUGCUAUUGCGCACGCGAAUAUAUAGCACGCUAAUGAUACUACAUACUCUUAAACAUAACUCAACAAAGCCAAGAUAAUUACCAUCAUGACACGUUCAAGCGAUAUUUGUCGUUUGGUUUUAGGCCAUCUUGACUGCCACAUUACGGUAGAGAAGAACCAGGAGCAGAUUCUCUAUGUAGGAGAGCAAUGGAACUCCAGGAUACACGAGCAAUUUACCAAUGUAACGAUGAAAGGAAUCAAGGGCUGGGGUGUUACUGAGUACCUAUACAGAAAUGACGAUGGCUGUCCAGUUCCACUGCAAACGUCACUUCCAAUGUUAAAGGAACUUGAGCACGUCAGAGAUAGAGGAGUUUUGACAUUGUCUUUCGAUGCAUCUGUGUGUUCUGCUUCUCUGCUGGUUGGUGGCAAGGGAACCCAACUGGCCUUACUAAGCCAACUCAUGACCGACAGCAAGUUCCUCGUUCCACGCGGCUUUUGUCUGACUGUGGCUGCCUACAAAAAGCACCUGCAUAACAACAGGACUUUGCUCGGCUGCAUUCAAAUGCUGGAGGACGUGGCUUAUCGACGGAAGCAGGGUGAUUUGUACGAGAUCACGAAAUCCAUCGUGGAUGGUUUUAACGCUACACAACUGAGUGAAGAGACGCAGAAAGCGGUUUUUCAGCAAGCGAGUAAGCAGUUUGGCGACGCAUGGGAGCAGACGACAUUUGCUGUGCGUUCGUCUGCAGUCGGAGAAGACGGCGCCGAUGUGUCUUAUGCCGGUCAAAUGGAAACCUUUCUCGGAGUCAAAGGACGAAAUGAGUUGGCAAACGCGAUCGUGCAAUGCUGGGCAUCUUCAUUCACAUAUCAAGCUAUGGAGUACAGGAGGAAUCACGGUCAGGCUGUAGCAGCAGAUAUGGGGGUCUGUGUGCAGGAGAUGGUGCAGGCAGACGCUGCCGGUGUACUCUUCACGAGAGAUCCAGUGUCUGGCAACCCAGGUGUCAUGGCUAUCAACGUGUCAUACGGUCUUGGAGAAGCGGUUGUGUCCGGAGUGACGGAGCCAGACACAAUCUACCUGCAGAGAAGUUUCUACGAUAAGCUAAGCAUUAAGGACAAGGUCCUGGGAAGCAAAAAGACGCAGAUGGUCGUUGACAGUCAGGCUGGGGGAGUGAAAGAAAUUGAGACGGCAUAUAGCAACGAAUGCUGUCUAACUGAUAUAAUUGCUAUAGAACUUGGAAGGAUUGGUAUACUGGUAGAACAUUCGUUCUCUGAUCCGCGAGACAUAGAAUUCGCUGUGAAAGAUGGUCAGAUCUACCUUCUUCAGGCAAGACCAAUCACCUUCCUCAAUAUUGAGUCCGAUUACGAACUCAUGCAUGAGCAAGAUGGCCCUGUCAUCGCCGACCAAGAUUUGUUUACAACGGCUAAUGCUGGAGAAAUGAUGCCUCAAGCAAUGACCCCCCUCACAGCGGACCACUUUCUACAAGCUCUGACAAGUCUUGUACAUUUAAUGCACCAGGAAUAUUUUUGCCUAUACCGCCAGGCGUCCUUCACGAUGACGCAAGUAGGUGCCUGCUUCAGUGGUCACUUCAUGCUCAAUAUGCUAAACGGCCUUUAUAACAUGAACGAGUACACGGUUGGAUUAGACACCGAGAAAUCAUGUGCAUUCGCUGACACCAUGAUGUUUGGACGGUCAUUUGGCCGUAAAUAUUUGCCUAUAAUUCGACAGCGCUAUCACAUGACUUACGUACCAUUUUACAAGAAGAUUCUUGGUAAAUUGCGAGCGUACAGAGACCCACUCCGUGCGAAGAACAUUGUUGAACGCGCGAAAAUGGAAAUGUCCAACAUGCGCAUAGACGUCACCCAUACGGACGUGAACAGGAUGUUCAAUGAACUUGAGAAGGGCUUUCACCCUGCAUUUGUCGCAUGGAACUACCAUAUAAGGACUUCCGGUACGUCUGCUAUGUGGUCGAACAUCAUGCGAAUGGUCCUCGAGCGAGACUCGUCCAGUAAGCGCAUAGACGACGUGUCCAGCAGCUCAAUGUCGGACGUCGCCAUGCUGCUGUCGACGUGCCCGGAUGUGCUCAGCGCCGACGUUCCUUCCGCUCUCCGCAGCAUGGCGCGGGCUGUAAUUAACAACGGGAGAGCCCCCUUCUUCCACUCACUGAUGCCUGAGACAGCUGUGCAGUGGCUCCGAUCAGAUGCUAGUGGCGAACUCAAGCAGAUGUUUGACCAGUUUAUGAAUGCGCACGGACACAGAUGUGUGAGAGAGGCUGAACUUAUGGAAAAGCCAUGGAGAAUGGAGCCAGAACAAGUCGUUAAGACAAUACAGGAAAUGACAAAAUCUCCGAGCCAGCUGACAGAAACAAAGAAGUACAUGACCGAAGAAGAAGCACUUGUGAAUAUAAAAACACCGCUUGGUUUCAUCCAGAGGAAAAUAAUUCACUUCCUACUGCCGAGGGCUAGACAAGCUGUCAGUUACAGAGAAGCGACAAAGGGCACUGCCAUCAAAGGCACGGACAACAUGAGACAAGGCUAUCGCAGAUUGGCUGAGCUGCUCGAACAGGAAGGUCGUCUACCUGACAGAGAGCUGAUCUUCUUCUUCACGCACAGCGAGAUUCGCAAGCUGAUCGCGACUCGGUCGGCCAAACUCAUCAACAAGGCAAUGCGUAGGAGAAAGCUGAUGCCGACAUUGAUGGCUAUGCAGUUUCCAAUGGUCAGCGGUGGCUUACCUGAACCAAUCGAGGACGAGUUUAAUGAAGAGGAUGCAUUAAUCACAGUGAAACUCUCAGGCAUGCCAGUAAGCCACGGCGUCGUGAGGGCGAAAUGUCGCGUCGUGAAAUCAUUAGAGGAUGCUGCCAGCAUUCAGCACGGCGAGAUAUUAAUCGUACCGUACACGGACAUCGGUUGGUCUCCUUACUUUCCGCUCAUCUCCGGCUUGUGCACGGAACUAGGUGGACUGCUUUCACAUGGAGCAGUGGUAGCACGGGAAUAUGGACUACCAUGUCUGGUAUCUGCCGAAAAAGCUACGAUCGUCUUUACCACAGGUGAGGAGGUAAUACUUGACGGAACCCUAGGUACUAUAGCAAAGGUGUCGCAUAAAACACACAGCGACACGGUGGCGAGUCCAAAUACAGAAAUAAAGAUGACCGCUGAUGGAGCAAAGUCAAUUUCUUUAGACAUUGUGGAUAAAGACAACACGGUCGUGUUUGAAGAGAGAGGUAAUGAAGAAACAGAAAGGUCAGCGAUAACAAAGAAUGACGUUGUCGGCGUACCUGAUGAAAUUAAACCUCACACGAGUGAAGUUAAACGCAGGAACAUCAAUAAUAACGGAGUUAAUGAAGAACCUAGUAACACACCAACAGCAGAGGAUACACUAGUAGCAGAGACCACACAAAAGCUGGAUACAACACCGACAGUAGAGACAACACCAGAAGUAGAAACAACGCCAACAAUAAAGACAGGGCAGAGACAGGAGCAAUGACAAAGAACACAUCAACACUAGGUACAACAUCAACAGCAAAGACCAUACCAAUAUUAGAUGCAACAUCAACAGUAGAGACAUCAUCAGAAGUAGAGACAACAUUAAUUGUAGAAGCAACACCCACAGUAGAAGUAACAGCAAAAGCAAAAAUCACACUAACACUAGAUACAACAUCAUCACCAGAGACAACGCCAACAAUAGAGAUAACACCAACAA